Oncorhynchus keta (chum salmon) is the source of this 2521-nucleotide messenger RNA. Its product is annotated as thyrotropin receptor-like. Gene Ontology annotation, cellular component: membrane. Gene Ontology annotation, molecular function: thyroid-stimulating hormone receptor activity. Gene Ontology annotation, biological process: G protein-coupled receptor signaling pathway. NCBI's taxonomy places the organism in Eukaryota, Metazoa, Chordata, Actinopteri, Salmoniformes, Salmonidae. The transcript has 2 exons. The record is from RefSeq and is a predicted model, not a curated record. The coding region runs from base 107 to 1198 and encodes 363 amino acids.
CACCAGCCAGAACUUUGACAAUCGCUACGACUACGUGGUCUGUGAGGAGGGCGAGGAGGUGACCUGCGCCCCUGCACCCGACGAGUUCAACCCGUGUGAGGACAUCAUGGGCUUCAGCUUCCUGCGUGUGUCUGUGUGGUUUGUGUCUCUGCUGGCUGUAGUAGGUAACAUGGUGGUGCUACUGGUCCUCCUCACCUCCCACUACAAGCUCUCCGUCUCACGUUUCCUCAUGUGUCACCUGGCCUUUGCUGACCUCUGCAUGGGGAUAUAUCUCCUCCUCAUCGCCUCAGUGGACCUUCACACCAAGAUGGAGUACUACAACCACGCCAUCGACUGGCAGACGGGGCCAGGUUGCGGGUUGGCGGGGUUCCUCACGGUGUUCGCCAGCGAGCUGUCGGUUUAUACGCUGACAGUGAUUACGCUAGAGAGGUGGUACGCAAUAACGUUCGCCAUGAGGCUGGACAGGAAGUUACGUCUGCCCCACGCCACUGCUGUGAUGCUGGCUGGAUGGUUUUUCUGCCUCCUCCUAGCGAUGCUCCCCCUAGUGGGGGUUAGCAGCUACCAGAAGGUAAGUAUCUGCCUGCCCAUGGAUAUCCAGUCCACCAUGGCCCAGGUCUACAUCAUCUCAGUCUUGAUCCUAAACAUCCUGGCAUUCCUGGUGAUCUGUACCUGUUACAUGAAGAUCUACUGCGCUGUGCACAACCCUUACUACUGCUCAGGGUCUAAAGACACCAACAUUGCCAAACGCAUGGCCAUCCUCAUCUUCACUGACUUCCUGUGUAUGGCGCCCAUCUCGUUUUACGCCAUGUCAGCCGUUGUGGACCGGCCACUUAUCACCGUGUCCAACUCUAAGAUCCUACUGGUGCUCUUCUACCCUCUCAACUCCUGUGCCAACCCCUUCCUGUACGCCAUCUUCACCAAGGCUUUCAGGGGGGAUGUCUUUAUCCUGCUCAGUAAGGUGGGACUGUGCCAGCGUCGGGCGCAGCUCUUCAGAGGGCAAGCAGUCAGUUCGAAGGGUAUCAGUAGGGUGUGCCAGCAGGUCCAUGGGCGGAAAAAGAGAGACACUGACAGGGAGAGGACAGGAGGACCAGAUGAGGUACCCAUUCACCUGCAGGAGUAUUCUGGGUCUGGUCACACCUACAUUCAGCUGGCCUCACAACAGCCCAGUCCUGAGGAAAGCCGUAGCCUGGAAACGUGAGCCCUAACUCAGCUGGGGGAGAUCAGAGAAGACCAUGGUGGUCCCAGUGGCGGUUUGGUUGGUUAGGGGAGAGGAGCCACAGUGAAAUGAAAACGGGAAGUGUUGCAGUCGGAGGUUAGAAGUGAACUGCUGGGAUACUUUACUCUGCACUUUUACACGUGUUUGAAUGUUUUCAUCAUUUCAACUGUGAUAUUGUUUUUACAAUUAAUAUACCAUCUGUUGCAGAAUAUUACGUGUCGGUGAGAUAUUCUUGUCAAUUGCACCGGAACUUCUUUAGGAUAUGAUAUCCUAUUUUGGCACUUCUGUUGUUGUUAAUUCUAAACACUCUAAUUCUAAAGAUUAAGUGGGUGUUGAAACUGUUGCUAAAUAUCAGUUUCAUCAGAAAGCAAAGUUUAUUUACACAUUUGAUUAAAUUUGAGAUGAACCAAAAUUGGGUCCAAAAACAAAUAAUCUCUGGUGGAUUAUGGUUAUCAUUGAUAUGUCACAUUUAUUCAAUUGAUUAUUCAUACAUACCAUACCAAAAAUGAUAUAUUUAUUUUACAGUAACUGGGACUCUAAAAUAUUUUCACUACUUACAGAGCUAAAGAAACAGGAGAACUUUGACAUGGGUCUGAAAUGUGAUAUUUUAAUCCUCAAACUUCAAACGUUGAAAGUGAAAAGUACCAGAGAUUCCUGUGAGACACCUGGAUAUUGUCCUGGUACUGUAUUACAGAUCAGCCCCAGUGCGAUUUAAAAACUACACCCGACUUCAGACAGGGAAAUACUGCAUUUCUAAAUGCUCCACAAUAGCUGUGUACACUGAGUAUACAAAACAUUAGGAACCGAAUAUUGAGUUGCACCCCCCACCCCUUUUGCCUUCAGAACAGCCUGAAUUCAUCGGGGCAUAUUGGACUCUACAAGAUGUUGAAAGCGUUCUACAGGGAUGCUGGCCCACGUUGACUCCAAUGCUUCACACAGUUGUGUCAAGUUGGCUGGAUGUCCUUUGGGUGGUGGACCAUUCUUGAUACACACGGGAAACUUAGUAUAAAAAGCUCAGCAGCGUUGCAGUUCUUGACACACUCAAACCGGUGUGCCUGGCACCUACUAUCGUACCCUGUUCAAAGGCACUUAAAUAUUUUGUCUUGCCCAUUCACCCUCUGAAUGGCACAAUUACACAAUCCAUGUCUCAAUUGUCUCCAGGCUUAAAAAUAAUCUACACUGAUUUGAAGUGGAUUUAACAAGUGACAUCAAUAAGGGAUCAUAGCUUUCACCUGGAUUCACCUGGUCAGUCUAUGUCAUGGAAAGAGCAGGUGUCCUUAAUGUUUUGUACACAGUGUGUGUGUA